UUCCAUAAUGCUUUCCGCGUCAGAUAUCAAAAAAUUAGAAAUACAGUGCCUGGAACAGGUUCAAAAAGACGUUUUGUAUAACCUUCAAAACGAUGCAAAAUUAAGAGCAGUUCAUACUUCCAAAAAUUACGAUGAGUUCAAGGCAAUAGUGGAUGCUGCUAACUUGACACCCUUGAAUGCCCAGGACAAACGAAACGCAAGAACAAAGAACAAUAUUUGGAAUACAGCAUCUUCUAACUAGAACUCACAAAUCCUUCCGUCAUGACUGGGAAAUCAAACGAUCCACAGCGCGCCGCCGCUUUGAAAAUUUUAAGAAAAGGUAAUCUAUAACAAGCAGAUCAAUGAAUGGUCGACAUUGUUGCCGCAAUUUUCCAUUAGAUCUUUUCUUUAGAACAAGUCUUUUUUAUUGAUUGAAGUAUGCUCCUGACGCGUUGUUUUUAAAAGUUUUUCGCCAUCCUUUUACCCUGU
Uranotaenia lowii is the source of this 468-nucleotide messenger RNA. Its product is annotated as coiled-coil domain-containing protein 103. Gene Ontology annotation, biological process: inner dynein arm assembly; determination of left/right symmetry; epithelial cilium movement involved in extracellular fluid movement. The record is from RefSeq and is a predicted model, not a curated record. Gene Ontology annotation, cellular component: outer dynein arm. The transcript has 3 exons. NCBI's taxonomy places the organism in Eukaryota, Metazoa, Arthropoda, Insecta, Diptera, Culicidae. Bases 8 to 241 code for a protein of 77 amino acids.